AUGGAGCUCUCUAACACAAGCAGGAAACGAAGCCGCGGACGAGGUAAGAGCAGGAAGAGUUCCCGUAAAGCGUCAUUUCGUGGGCCUGUACUGCCAGAUGUUGAUCCUGACAGCUUUGAGCUGCUGGUGGAGGAGAAACUCCCAGCCCUCCAUGUAGCUUGCCUGUAUGGUGAACUGCAGACUGUCCAGCUCAUAAUAGAGGCCAGUCCGUUGUGGGUCAACCUCAGUGAUUCUAAAGGUCACCGGCCCCUGCACGCCGUUCUGUCCUCGCAACGGUUGUCCGACACGUACACCAUUUUAAAAUACCUGAUGGAGCAAGGAGCUGACAUCAAUGCUAGAUCAAAUUCAGGGGAAACCCCGCUGCACAUUGCCGCCACCAGGGGCCUCUUAAACUGCACAGAAGUGCUUGUGAAGGCCGGAGCGGAUAUUUUGGCAAAGGACAAAAUGGGACUGACGCCUCUGGACAUGGCGCACAUCUGGAACCACAGGAAGAUAGCUCGGUACUUGAAGCACUCCUUGUGGUAUUACCAAAAGAGGGACGAAAUGGAGGAGAUAAAGUUGGCUCAGAUGUUAUACAGAGAUCUCAUAGAGCUGGUCAAGCAGAAAAAUCUGGAUAUGAAGCAGGCCUUUGUUGAAGAGUGGGCAAAGAAGAGAGGCUUGUCUCCGCUCAAUACGCUCACGCCCAGAUCCAAGCCGUCCAAAUACCACCGUAAGUGCAGCUUGUCAGAGCAGAGCAAGAGGCAACCCAAACCUACCAAGGGACAGUGCAAACGCAUGCAGGGGAAGCAGGACGACUCCAAAGCACAGCGGCCCUGCUUACUCGACAGUCCCUGGACCGUCUUUGGCCUCCACUCAGAGAAACCCUCCACAGACCCGGACCUCAGGGACGAUGUCGUCUUGUUGAAGGACAGCAUCACCCAGAGGCUUCACUACAUGACCAAGUGGGACACGGUGCCUCACCUCGCCCCUAACCUGCCUCUGGACGUGAUUCAGAGACUGUUGUUUCCCAAAGCGUUUCCUUCUCGGCUCAGCACGUCACGGGACUUUGAGCCGCACGACAUCGAGAAUAUCCAGCACAAAAGAUUCCCUCGGGGAAGGAGCACCUCUCCCUGGACAGAGGUGGUCAUGCACCUGCUUGAGGUCCUGGAGCUGGGACACUACUAGUCUUCCUCCUGUCCAGGCAAUAAAACUAGGUUUAAAAUCCUUUAUGACAUCAUGGAGGAAACGCUCUGAGGCUUCGCACGUGGAUGUUGAUGUUGCUAGAGCAACAAACUCUCUACUUUAGUGUCAACAGUCUUACUGAGUAAAACAACUUUGAUCAAUUAUCUGUCAGAUUAAAUAAUGUGCACAAGUUCCUUCCAUUAAACCCCCAAAGAGA
Messenger RNA from Poecilia latipinna (sailfin molly), 1378 nucleotides. RefSeq names its product ankyrin repeat domain 53 (gene ankrd53). NCBI's taxonomy places the organism in Eukaryota, Metazoa, Chordata, Actinopteri, Cyprinodontiformes, Poeciliidae. The transcript is spliced from 6 exons. The record is from RefSeq and is a predicted model, not a curated record. Bases 1 to 1164 code for a protein of 387 amino acids. Gene Ontology annotation, cellular component: spindle pole. Gene Ontology annotation, biological process: mitotic metaphase chromosome alignment; regulation of mitotic cytokinesis; positive regulation of microtubule polymerization. Gene Ontology annotation, molecular function: protein binding.